Talaromyces stipitatus ATCC 10500 is the source of this 2183-nucleotide messenger RNA. RefSeq names its product dimethylaniline monooxygenase, putative. Gene Ontology annotation, molecular function: N,N-dimethylaniline monooxygenase activity; NADP binding; flavin adenine dinucleotide binding. Bases 1 to 1809 code for a protein of 602 amino acids. NCBI's taxonomy places the organism in Eukaryota, Fungi, Ascomycota, Eurotiomycetes, Eurotiales, Trichocomaceae. The transcript is spliced from 3 exons. The record is from RefSeq and is a predicted model, not a curated record.
AUGGAUCUAGAUACAGACGUCCUCAUCCUCGGCGCUGGCAUGUCCGGCCUCAACUUCGCCAUCCGCCUCCAACAGACCUACCCAUCAGCAUCCUACACAAUUAUAGAAUCCACCUCCGACUUGGGCGGAACCUGGUCCGUCAACACCUACCCCGGUUGUGGCUGCGAUGUUGCUUCACAUUUAUACUCUUACUCAUUUGCACUCAAACCGGACUGGUCUCAGAAAUUCGCGUUGCAGAGGGAAAUAUUGGAUUAUUUCCGAGAUGUUGCGAAAAGACAUGAUGUUGUGCACCAUAUUGAGUUUGAGUCAAGUGUUAAGAAGGCUGUUUGGGAUGAGACAUAUGGGGUGUGGGUGUCUGAUGUUUUGGAUAGGAAGACUGGUACCAUCAGGAAGGUUAGAAGUAGGGUAGUUGUUUCGGCUGUUGGGGCUUUGUCGAUACCGAGAGAAUGUGAGAUCGAGGGUGCGGAGACGUUUCGGGGUGCAAUGUUCCACUCAGCAAGAUGGGAUCAUGAGUUUGAUUGGGGUGGCAAGGAGGUUGUUGUCAUUGGCAACGGUUGCAGCGCAACACAAUUCGUCCCCAUUCUUUCAAAUGGAAGCACCACCAAAAACUACAUCACAAAACGCAGUCCUGUCAAAAAAGUAACCCAAUUCGCGCGUCAACCACACUGGCUCGCGGAAAGACCCAACCCGGUCUAUUCCCCCCUUUUCAAAUGGACCAUGUGCUACAUCCCACUUGUAAUGCGCAUGUACCGUCUUUGGCUUUAUGCAGACAUGGAAAAGGAUUUCUUCGGGUUUAAUUUGUCCAAGGGCGUCAAAAUUCGUCAAAAUCUGACUAAUGAGCGAUUGGAAUAUAUGAAACGCACAGCACCGGAAAAGUAUCAUUCUGCAUUGACGCCAACCACUGAAAUCGGCUGUAAACGCAAAGUCAAUGAUACAGAUUACUUUUCGUGUUUGCAUAAUGAUAACAUGGAGUUGGUAUGGGAUGAUCCUGUCGUUGCUGUCACAGAAACCGGGGUCAGGACAAAAUCUGGGAGGGAGGUUCGUGCCGACGCGAUUAUAUUAGCGAAUGGGUUUCAGACGCAAAAGGUGUUGUAUCCGCUGAAUACGGAGAUUAGGGGUGAAGGUGGUGUUAGUUUGGAUGAUCAUUGGCAACAAGUCUCUAAUGGCCAUCCGCAAGCCUACUAUGGUACCUGCAUCUCAUCGUUCCCCAACUUCUUCGUCAUGAUGGGUCCCAAUACUACUACGGGACAUUUGUCGGUCAUUUACUCAACAGAAUGUCAAGUUAAUUUCAGUCUGCGCGUACUGAAGCCUAUUCUCCGGAGACCUUCCGUACUCUCCUUGAGAGCUCCAUCGGCCAAACCAACGAGUGUCGCUGUGACACUCGCCGCUGAAGAGAAGGACAAUACCUGGAUUCAAACCUUAUCCAAGAAUCUAGUCUGGUCCUCGGGCUGUACGAGUUGGUACAUUGACGCCAAAACAGGACGAAACACCAUGCUCUACCCGGAUUGGCAAUUCAAUUUCUGGCUAAGAAGUAUUUUUGUGCCUGUUAAGCGGGAUUUUGUGUAUAAGCAAAGCCCGAAAGAUGUUGCAUCUGCACAGAAAGGUGGCAAGAAAAUUCAAAGAUUGGGGUUACAGUUACUGUGGAAUAGUGCGGUGUUGGCUUCUGUUGUUGGUGUGGUGGGAUUAGGGGCUGGGAUUGCGCGGGGGGAUAUCAAGGUUGAUGAAGUUGAUGAGUUGUGGAAGAGGGUUUCGAGUGAGUUUAGAGGGGUGAGUGAGGAGGUUUUUAGAAUAUUGACUGCCAAGGUAUAAUACCUAGAUAAUAUUCAUCAUAGCUGCUUAUGUUUUAUGCUAUACAUCAGAUAUCGAGGUCGUAAUUCAUCACUGUCAGUCCCAUUGGAGCGUCGCUACAUAAUAACAGCGUACCGACUAAUGCAACCUUCUCAAGGCCUCAAUCAUCUUCUGGACUGACUCCAAAUCAUAACCACUCCCAACAACGCCUAGUAUCUCUUCCUGAACAGGUCUAUCACAGUCUAAAAACCUCUCAAUAAGUUCUCCGUCAACAAAUCUGAAAGGCUCGUCGCCCUCACGCACAGACGAUCGGAAGGCCCUAAACUUGCUGAAUGGCAUGUAUCCUGGGGAAUCAACAUAAGCUGUGAUGGCUGUUUGGAGUCGCAUCAGGAAGU